AUGUUUGUCAACAACACCAAGAGUAAUCUUGGAGCCGAUGCUGAAUUUCUUCCCUGGGACAAUCCUGAUAGUCUCGUUACUUACGAUUCGUAUCUAAAAUGGUUGUCUUAUUUCAAUACUGUCAUAAAGCCGACAGUGUACGUGCUAUGCAUGACCACCAACAUCAUCAACUGUUUGGUGUUCAGAAGCCAAGGACUGAGAGACCGCAUGAAUCUCUGUCUCUUUGUUCUGGCGAUCAUCGACAUGACUUGUCUGUCGUACUCCAUGAUAUACACGGUGACCAUGUGCAUUAGAAUAGCCAAGCCUGAACUGGGAGAGGAACUUUAUGUCAAAGAACUUUUUUAUGCGAUGGGUGUUAAUUACGGGUGGAGGGAAGCGUCGGCGUGUAUUAAUGUAGUGAUUGCAGUGGAGCGGUGUGUGUGUGUCUUGUUCCCGCUGCAGGCCAACACUAUUAUGAGCACCAGAACCAUGGGCAUCCUGCUGGUUUCCAUAGUGAUCGGAAUGCAGCUAGCGUUCGUCACUGCACCUGCCAAGAGAUAUGUAUUUCCUGUGUACGACAACACAACUGGCAAGACUCGGUGGACAGUGACUUCGUCAGAACCCUGGAAGAAUAACCAAGAUCUGAUGCUCUACGACAAAGUGGAAGACACCUUAAUGAUGAUUGUCUUCCCUUUCUUCACAUUCGCCGUCGUGUCGAGUGCGACGAUCAUCACGGUGGUGAAGGUGCGAGGCGCCAUGUUGUGGAGGGAGAACGCCAGCUCCGUCACCAGUGACGCGCAAGGCCAGCAUCUCGCCCUCACCAAGAUGCUCGUCGUCGUCUCGUGCCUCUUCGUCAUCUGCAGAAUUCCGUGGGUCGCCAUCACCUUGGCUAGAAUCUUCUAUCCCAGCUUCUCGUCAUCUGGUCGUCAAGCUAACUUGUACCUAGUGCUGGAGCUGGUGGCGCACUACUUUCCCUACACCCACAGUUCCGUCACCUUCUUCAUUUAUUUCUCCCAGUCUUCACGGUAUCGGUCUCAUCUCCGGCGUCUGUACUCUUCUUCCAAAACUUUUAAAGGUUAA
Pomacea canaliculata is the source of this 1059-nucleotide messenger RNA. Its product is annotated as substance-P receptor-like. NCBI's taxonomy places the organism in Eukaryota, Metazoa, Mollusca, Gastropoda, Architaenioglossa, Ampullariidae. The coding region runs from base 1 to 1059 and encodes 352 amino acids. The transcript has a single exon. Gene Ontology annotation, cellular component: plasma membrane. The record is from RefSeq and is a predicted model, not a curated record. Gene Ontology annotation, molecular function: G protein-coupled receptor activity. Gene Ontology annotation, biological process: G protein-coupled receptor signaling pathway.